This is a messenger RNA of Apaloderma vittatum (bar-tailed trogon), 303 nucleotides long. Its product is annotated as activated RNA polymerase II transcriptional coactivator p15-like. Gene Ontology annotation, cellular component: nucleus; transcription regulator complex. NCBI's taxonomy places the organism in Eukaryota, Metazoa, Chordata, Aves, Trogoniformes, Trogonidae. Gene Ontology annotation, biological process: positive regulation of transcription initiation by RNA polymerase II. Gene Ontology annotation, molecular function: DNA binding; transcription coactivator activity. The transcript is spliced from 3 exons. The annotation marks the transcript as partial. The record is from RefSeq and is a predicted model, not a curated record.
AGAAAGAAGGAAAUGCCUUCUAAGUCAGAGAAAAGGCUGAAAACGGAGGCCAAAUCUUCAAAGGUGACGGAAGAACCUCUAGGACAAAGCACUGAAGAGGAGGGUAUGUUCCAGAUUGGGAAGAUGCGUUAUGUGAGAGUAUCCUGCUUCAAGGGAAAGGCCCUUGUGGACGUCAGGGAGUUCUACACUGACAAGGAGGGCAGCCUGAAACCGGGAAGGAAAGGGAUUGCUCUGUCUGCAGAACAGUGGAACCAGCUGAAGGAGAUCAUUCCUGAGAUUGAUGCUGCAGUCAAGAAAUUAUAA